Messenger RNA from Umbelopsis ramanniana AG, 1314 nucleotides. RefSeq lists its product as uncharacterized. The coding region runs from base 1 to 1314 and encodes 437 amino acids. Gene Ontology annotation, molecular function: carbohydrate:proton symporter activity. The transcript is spliced from 2 exons. NCBI's taxonomy places the organism in Eukaryota, Fungi, Mucoromycota, Umbelopsidomycetes, Umbelopsidales, Umbelopsidaceae. Gene Ontology annotation, biological process: carbohydrate transport; transmembrane transport. Gene Ontology annotation, cellular component: membrane. The record is from RefSeq and is a predicted model, not a curated record.
AUGGCUGCUAUCUAUAACGAUGUUCUUGGUCGUAGACAUACCCUUUUGGCUGGUUGCGUUAUUACCUGCAUUGGUAAUGCUUUGCUCAUUGCAUCUCCCAACGUUCCAGCUCUGCUUAUCGGUCGUAUUCUUAUGGGUGUUUCUGCUGCUUUCCUUAAUAACGGUGUCGCCAUGUACUGUUCUGAGGUUGCUGAGCCCAACACUCGUGGUACCGCCAACAACGUUCAAUUCUUGUUCGGUCAAGCCAUCACAAUCGCCGCUUCCGGCAUUAACUUGGCUAUUUCCGGCCUUCCCAUCACUGCUAACUGGGGUUGGCGUCUUGCUUGCUCCGUUAUCUUCGUUCCCAUGGUCACUAUGGGUGUCAGCAUUUGGAUUGUAUGCCCUGAAUCUCCUAGAUGGCUUAUCAUGAAGGGUAGAUAUGACGAGGCUCUGGAAGUCUUGCUCAAGAUCCGAUCCGAUGGUAUCAAGACUGAGAAGGUUAUGCUCGAGUACAACGAAAUGAAGGCUGCCGUGGUUUAUGAGCAGGAACACAACGAAACCAGCUACUGGCACUUUGUCAAGAACAAGGCUGCUAUCAAGCGUACUUUGAUUGCCAUGUCUUCCAGUUUGUGGUGGAUUUUCAACGGAAAUGCUAUUUUCACUUACUACUUCAGAACCGUCUACCUUGGCGCUGGUAUUACCGAUACCCAUACCCAAUACCUUCUCACCCUUAUGAACAGUUUGCUCGGUUUCGUCGCUACUUGCAUUGGUGCUUAUGGUAUCGAUAAGUGGGGUCGUCGUAUGGCUGGUAUCACUGCCACUGGUGUCGCCGCUAUUUCUCUCUUCAUUAUGUGCGCUAUUUCAGUCCGCUUCUUGGAUGGUCAAGAAAUGCCUAGCCGCGCUGCUGGUAUUGCUUUCAUUUUCAUGUAUAACUUUGAAACCACCAUCUGGCAAGCUACCUGGAACACCAUUGGUAUGCUUUACGGUGCUGAGAUUUGGGCCCCAUCACUUCGUGCAAAGGGUUUCUCUCUCGGUUGUUUCACUGGUAUGGCUGCUGGUUUCGUCUCCACUUACACUGCUGUUCCUACCUAUAACCAUCUUCAUGGUUAUACCUGGCUUCUUUAUGGUGGUUUCUGUGCUCUUGCUUGCUUCCAAGUCUGGGCUACUUGGCCCGAGACGCUUGGUAAGAACUUGGAAGAAAUUGAGUUGUACUUCGACACUGGUGCUGCUAAGCAAGUUCGCAAUGUCAUGGACCACAAGGAAGAAAAUGGCGCUGACGACAAGCUUAGCGUUACUGAUAACGAGAAGGAGGGCAUUGAGAUUCGCUCCGAUUAA